UAUAGUUUAUUAACAUUUUUUUUGAUAAUAAAACCAACAAAAAAAAUAAUAAUUACAUUUGACUCUAUUAUAAUAAUUAUUGUGGAUUAAUGGAUAUUUAAUAAUAAUUAUUAUUAUUACUAUUACUAAUAAUAACAAAUAAAACACAAGACUAGAAAUGACAAUUCAAUCGCCAAAUGUCGAGUCAUUGAAGAUCUCGUCGAAAGAGGAGAAGAGGAAGUGGCGCAAGAAGUUUGUCCGAUGCGAGUCAUUGCCCAUCGAUUUGAAUCAAAAUCAGACGACAAUAAUCUCAGAAAAGCCGCCGAAAUAUUCGCAAACCAUCGAAAGAUAUCAUAUCUACAAUAUUGAUGAACUGCCCGAUGAUUGCCAAUCGCCGACGGCGGCCGCAGCCGCCAACAGUGGUGGUCCGAUGACUGGCUAUCAGUUGUUGAUAUUGAUUUUGCUAUCGUAUGGCAACUUCUGGAUCGCCGCCUGUGUUAGCCUUCAGGCGCCCUUUUUUCCCAAAGAAGCCGAAUCUAAAGGCGCCACACCCACCGAAUACGGACUGGUAUUUGGCAUCUAUGAGCUAAUGAUUGCCAUCACAUCACCACUGUUUGGCAAACUCAUAGCCAAUGUGUCUCCGCUGGCACUCUGCGAGUUGGGUCUUGUUGUGUCCGGUUUCAGUACCGCACUGUUCGGACUACUCGAUCGCCUAAACUUUGGCGUCUCAUUCAUAAUCAUGUGUAUCGGUGUCCGUAUCAUUGAGGGCAUCGCUUCGGCGGCAUUCAUGACGGCCUCCUAUGCCAUCAUAACCAAAGAGUUUACCGACAGAAUUGCCACAUCGUUCUCGACUUUGCAAACAUUUUUCGGUUUGGGUCUCAUAUUGGGCCCCACUUUAGGCGGUGCACUCUACCAAUUAGGCGGCUAUAUGUUGCCGUUUAUAGUGUUGGGCUCAUUCCUACUAUUGGGUGGUGUCGCCAUUUUCUUGUUAAUCGAAAUCGAAAUAAAGACAUCCCAACAAAAAUCUGGCAAUUUUUUGGAGUUUAUCUCCGAUUCGGGUACACUGUUGGACGCACUGGCUAUUGCAAUGUCGCUCAACUUUAUCGGCUUCAAUGCGGUCACUCUUGAGCCACAUCUACGGCAAUUUAAUCUCAGUCCGCUACUAAUCGGAUCAAUAUUUAUCAUAUUUGGUGCCACACAUGCCAUCAUUACACCCAUUUGGGGCAAACUAUGUGAAAAUGGGAUAUCGCCAAAAAAGUUAUGUAUAAUCGGUUAUCUAUUGUGUACUGUUGGCUAUUUAUUUAUUGGACCACAAUUUUUUAUACCAAUAGAGCCACAAUUGUGGCUAAUUGUAGUGUCGCUGAUAUUUAUCGGACUCGGUUUGGCCUCCAAACUGAUAACGGCAUUCAUUAGUACACUAAACGAUUCAAUCAAUAGGCGAGGCUUUCCCGACGAUAUGUCCACCUAUGGUCUGGUGUCGGCCAUGUAUUUCUCGGCCAACUCUAUCGGUGCAUUUAUUGGGCCCACAUUAGGCGGUUUCCUAUUAGAUACAAUUGGUUAUCGCAAUUCAACAUUAGUGAUACUCAUAAUUGAUUUAAUUUUGUUAACAUUACUUGUAAUAUAUUUAAUAACUAGAAAUAGAAAACGUCGUUAUUUUAAAAGUAUUGAUGAAAUUCAGCCACUUUUACAAUAUAAUUAA
Molecule: messenger RNA, 1678 nt
Organism: Oppia nitens
Lineage: Eukaryota; Metazoa; Arthropoda; Arachnida; Sarcoptiformes; Oppiidae
Product: MFS-type transporter SLC18B1-like
Exons: 7
Coding region: 158-1678 (506 amino acids)
Biological process (GO): transmembrane transport
Molecular function (GO): transmembrane transporter activity
Source: RefSeq, a predicted model, not a curated record